AUGGGCGAGCAAUUCAGCUUCACUCUUAGCGGAUAUAAGCCCGACCAACCACGGUCUCACAUGCAAAAAACCAUUUUAGAGCGACGAAAAUCUGAAGAUACUCGGGAUCAGUUGGAGCCCCGCGUCGGAUCCGAUUGGGACGACGAAAUUCCGGAAGAGCAUUUCGAUAAAUGGCGCACCAUUUACCAUCAUCUUACCGAAUUGAAUAAUCUCGAGCUUCCUCGCUGGAUAGGAACCGACGCGACCGCGACUCUCUCGGAGAUUCACGGAUUCGCCGAUGCAUCGUCAGUCGCCUACGCCGCUGUAGUCUACCUUAAAACUGUCUCGAAAUCCGGCAAGAUCACGAUCUCGCUCUUAACAGCGAAAUCUAAAGUCGCACCCGUAAAACCUCUGAGCAUACCCCGACUCGAGUUGUCAGCCGCGGUCCUUCUGUCCAGGUUGAUCUGUUUUGUUCAAUGCUCGCUUCGAGUUGAGAUUUCGCGCUGUGUCUGUUGGACCGACUCGACCAUUGUACUCGCGUGGCUCAAGCAGCAUCCAUCACAGUGGAAAACAUUUGUAGCAAAUAGAGUCAGCGAAGUUCAGACUAACGUUCCGGCCGCAUCUUGGCGCCAUGUGCCAACGCAGGGUAAUCCUGCCGACUGCGCAUCGCGUGGAUUGCUCGGCAGGGACUUAAAAGGGUUCAAGUUAUGGUGGCAAGGUCCGAACUGGUUACGGUGUUCGCCGGACAAUUGGCCGACUAACGUCGCCACCGCUCAUUCCGAUGUAGAAAUGGAACACAAAAGAGUUGUGCAUUCCGCGAUCCCGCUCCCGGAAUGGGAUCUCAUAGAUAAAUUUUCGUCUUGGCUAAAGCUGAUUCGCGUUACCGCGUAUAUCCAAAGGUUCAUUAGUCGCUGUCGGGGAGUCGGAACAAAGAACUCAGCCUUGACCUCUCACGAAAUUCAACGCGCCAAAGUGUUUUGGCUUCAACACGUUCAAAGCACUUUGUUCUCCCAAGAACUUAACGCUCUAAAAAAUCAAUGUCAAAUCUCGAAGAAAAGCGCCCUUCUCUCACUUCACCCGUUCCUCGAUGAGGACGGGCUUCUGCGAGUCGGUGGGCGAUUAAAAAACGCCCCGAUUCCAUUCGCCACUCGACAUCCGAUCGUGCUCGCCUCGCACCCGCUCGUGAGUCUUCUCAUCCAACAUAUUCAUAUCCGGUCGCUCCAUGCCGGCUUGCAACUAACUCUAGCGACGUUGAGACGAGAGUAUUGGGUCGUGCGCGCUCGCACGGUCGUUAAGGCAAUCCUCUUCAAAUGUGUAACGUGCACCCGCGAAAAGGCGAGUUCUCCGUCCCAGCUUAUGGGAGAUCUUCCAGUGUCGCGCGUUACUCCACCCGCACGAAGCUUUCAGCACUGCGGCAUCGAUUACGCCGGUCCUGUGGUGGUUCGCACUUCUGGGGGCCGCGGCGUGAAAUCAAAAAAGGCCUAUAUCGCCUUAUUCGUUUGUCUCGCGAGCCGAGCCAUUCACUUGGAGCUGGUCGGCGAUUAUACGACCUCGGCGUUUUUAGAUGCAUUCUCGCGGUUCUGCGCUCGUCGAGGAUUGCCGGAAUCGAUGCAUUCUGAUAACGGUACUACGUUCGUCGGCGCUGAUCGAGAGCUGCAACGGGCGUAUCAGGCUGUGCUUCGCGAUCCCAACUUUCAGAACACUACCGCUUCCGAUCGUAUUACAUGGCAUUUUCUGCCUCCAUCCGCACCGCACUUCGGCGGAUUGUGGGAGACAGGGGUGAAGAGCGUGAAAUAUCAUCUCCGACGGGUUUUAAAGAGUGAUACGCUCACGUUCGAAGAGUUCUCCACACUGUUAUGCAGGAUUGAGGCGUGUCUUAACUCACGGCCCCUCGCGCCGAUCAAGGACACUCCGGACGAUUACAACACCUUAACCCCCGGACAUUUCUUGAUCGGCUCCGCGGUUAAUGUCAGUCCCGAGCCAUCCGUGUUAGACGUAAAUGAAAAUCGGUUGUCCCGUUGGCAACGAGUUCGGCAAUUGACGGAGGGAUUUUGGUGCCGAUGGCAAGACGACUACAUCAAUACUUUACAGCAACGCAGUAAAUGGAGAACGUUGCAAUCUCCAGUGAAAGUCGGGCAGUUCGUGUUGUUGAAAAAUUCCACGCUUCCACCCUGCAAGUGGGAGCUCGGGCGAAUCACUCAGUGCCAUACCGGAGCCGACGGACUUGUCCGCGUAGUUACCGUCAAGACCGCCGGCUCUGAGUUUAAGCGACCCAUCGUCAAAAUCUGCUGUCUUCCCGUCGACAUCGAGAAACAGUAA
Messenger RNA from Vollenhovia emeryi, 2298 nucleotides. RefSeq lists its product as uncharacterized. The transcript is spliced from 2 exons. The record is from RefSeq and is a predicted model, not a curated record. NCBI's taxonomy places the organism in Eukaryota, Metazoa, Arthropoda, Insecta, Hymenoptera, Formicidae. Gene Ontology annotation, biological process: DNA integration. Bases 1 to 2298 code for a protein of 765 amino acids. Gene Ontology annotation, molecular function: nucleic acid binding.